AUGCUGGGAAGCAGCUGCAUUGUGGCUCUGUUGGGUUUGGGCUGGUUUUGUGAGGUGGGCUCGGCAAUGGCUAAUAACCACACUCUCCAUGGACAGCACCCAAGCCCUGAGCUUGUGGCUCAGCAUGUUCUCAGGCAAGCCGACGCGUCGAUGUUGAGGCGGCGGUCGAUGCUCUCCGACCCUUCCUCCUCCGCUGCUGCCGCCUGCCUCACCGGCAACCCCAUCGACGACUGCUGGCGUUGCGACCCGAACUGGCAGCUCAACCGCCAGCGCCUCGCCGACUGCGCGAUUGGCUUCGGCCAGUAUGCGCUCGGCGGCAAAGGCGGCCGUUAUUACGUCGUGACAGACUCCUCCGACUCCGACCCCGUCAACCCUAAACCCGGCACCCUCCGCUACGCGGUCAUCCAGUCGGAGCCCCUCUGGAUCGUCUUCGCCGCCAACAUGCUCAUCCAACUCAAGGAGGAGCUCAUCCUCAACUCGUACAAGACCAUCGACGGCCGCGGGGCCCACGUCCACAUCACUGGCGGGGGCUGCAUCACCGUACAAUAUAUCAGCAACAUCAUUAUCCACAAUGUGCACAUCCACCAUUGCUACUCAUCCGGGGACACGAACGUCAGGUCGAGCCCCACGCACUUCGGUUAUCGGUCGAAAUCGGACGGCGACGGGAUCUCCGUGUUCGGGUCCCGAGACGUGUGGAUCGACCACUGCACGCUCUCGCACUGCAAGGACGGACUAGUCGACGUCGUGAUGGGGUCCACGGGGAUCACGGUUUCCAACAACUUGUUUUCGCACCACAACGAGGUCAUGCUACUCGGCCAUAGCGACGACUACUUGCCGGAUUCCGGCAUGCAAGUCACCAUCGCUUUCAACCACUUCGGAAAGAAGUUGAUACAGAGGAUGCCGAGGUGUAGGCGAGGAUACAUACACGUCGUCAACAACGAUUUUACGCAGUGGGAAAUGUACGCGAUUGGAGGAAGCGGAAAUCCAACCAUUAAUAGCCAGGGGAAUCGCUACAUUGCGCCAUACGACCGCAAUGCCAAGGAGGUGACGAAGAGGGUUGAAACGUCGGAGGACCAAUGGAGGGAUUGGAAUUGGAGGAGCGAAGGGGACGUGAUGGUUAAUGGAGCCUACUUUGUGGCUUCUGGCCAAGGUGUUGAGGUCAAGUACGAAAAGGCUUACAGCGUCGAGCCCAAAUCCGCCGCGUAUAUUGACCAAAUUACCCUCAAUGCCGGUGUUCUCGGCAGCAGGGGUAAGAAUAUGGGCAAAUGGACAUCUGGAAGUAAUGGGUCGGGUGGGAUUUCGGGUGCGGAUUCGGGCAUAUUCGACGACUACGAAGACGAUUAUGCCGGGAGUUCGAGGAUUUGCUCUCGUGAUUCGAGUUUAUUGACUUUCCUAACAGUAGCCUCGUUGUUGUUUUUGUUGAAGCUGUGA
Molecule: messenger RNA, 1431 nt
Organism: Striga hermonthica
Lineage: Eukaryota; Viridiplantae; Streptophyta; Magnoliopsida; Lamiales; Orobanchaceae
Source: the annotation of a GenBank genome assembly